Messenger RNA from Durio zibethinus, 1771 nucleotides. RefSeq names its product phosphoglycerate mutase-like protein 4. The record is from RefSeq and is a predicted model, not a curated record. NCBI's taxonomy places the organism in Eukaryota, Viridiplantae, Streptophyta, Magnoliopsida, Malvales, Malvaceae. Gene Ontology annotation, molecular function: phosphatase activity. Gene Ontology annotation, cellular component: cytoplasm; cytosol.
CCACCUGAUCUCUGUCAUCAAUGCCUUAUUAAAGUUCCUGAAGCCUUUCCAUCCUUGAAGCAUAUCCAGAAGUAGGAUAUAUGAGCAGAUGAGCGCAUUGCGCACCAAGUACCCUUUAGCAGAAUGUCUGCAUUCUCCGCAUUUCUCGUCAGGGUCAGUCAAGAUUCCAGUUUACGUGCAAUUUCCUUCAGCUAUAAAAACGCUCCACCGUAAUAAUGUACCGAAACAAAGCCUUUCCUUUAGUCGCCGCUCGACUCAACUUGUCAAACCGGCCUACUCGCUACCAAUGUCCGACUCUAACUCUAGCUGCGUGGAUGGUGCUUAUGCUGAGAUUGUGGUGGUGCGACAUGGAGAAACGGAGUGGAAUGCUGAUGGAAGAAUUCAGGGGCAUUUGGAUGUGGAACUAAAUGAAGCUGGGAGAGAGCAAGCAGCUUCAGUGGCUGACCGACUAUCUAAGGAGCCUAAAAUAUCUGCUGUAUAUUCAUCUGAUUUAAAGCGAGCUCUUGUGACAGCUGAGACGAUCGCAGCUAGGUGUGGUGGGUUAGAGGUUAUAACAGAUCCAGACCUACGGGAGAGAAAUUUAGGGGAUCUUCAAGGCCUUGUAUAUCGUGAAGCAGCCAAGCUCAGUCCCAAAGCUUACAAGGCCUUUUCAUCACACAGGACAGAUCAAGAUAUACCAGGUGGUGGAGAAAGCCUAGACCAACUCUAUCAUCGCUGCACAUCUUCGUUGCAGAGAAUUGGUAGGAAGCAUAAAGGAGAGCGAGUUGUUGUGGUUUCCCAUGGCGGUGUCAUUAGAUCACUCAACAAGCGUGCUUGCCCAAACGGAAAGUCUGCAGGGAAGGUGCUUAAUACAUCUGUAAACAUAUUUCACUUGUCUGAUGAGCAAUGGACCAUAAAAUCCUGGGGUGACGUUAGUCAUCUCGAUCAAACAGGAUACCUGAAGUCGGGUUUUGGCGGGGACAAAACAUCUGGUUAGUUUGUAGUUGAUAUUUGAUACUCGAUAUUUCCUUUAGCACUUUAUCAUUGAUUAUUCUGGCAAUGGCACUAGAAUAUUCAAGUGAUGUUGUUGGGCUGAUUCAAGCCGCUAUCACCAGGGAUUAUCACUUCUAAAUUUGAUUCUCGAACUGCUCUUAUCUUUAUUAACGAUGCAACUCUUCUUUUAAUAACCAUUAAUUUGAAAGGUGUACCAAAAUUCCCUUUUUUUUUUUUGAAGGGAUUGUUUUAUACAGGACUAUUUCAUGAAUUUGCUAACUUCUUAUCAGAACUUCAGUUCGCAGAUUAAAAAUUAAGGAUUUAUUUGAUAACGUGAUAGAAAGAACUUUUAUGGUGUCACAGCUGAGUAAUUAGAGAUUCAAUUAUAAAAUGCAUCACAUCACAGUCGAGUGAUUUGGAUUCAGUCAUAAAAUGCAUCACCCAGCUGUGGUGCUAUGGGAGUCUAUCUCUGGAACUUUAAUUUUCAAUAUUUCAUAAAAUUUUAUGAAAUUUGUAUAUUCGCAUGUAAUCUUUAAAAGAGAAAAAAAAUAAAAAAUAAAAGGGAAAGGCACGAUUCGUGGCGUUUCACGUUAAGUCAGUUGAGAUUCCCGUCGGCUUGAAAUGUCUGCCAACUUAAAACGUCUUACACAAAAAAUAAUGUUCGUACACGACAAAACUUGGCCGUUUGUACGCACCACCGAGUUACUAUGUCCGAACCUAGUUCUUGGUAAAUCAGUUAGAAAUAUAAAGAAAGAAAACUUCAUUUGAUUAAUUAUUUGAAACCUGAGAAAAAAUUUUA